Fusarium pseudograminearum CS3096 is the source of this 324-nucleotide messenger RNA. RefSeq lists its product as uncharacterized. The record is from RefSeq and is a predicted model, not a curated record. Bases 1 to 324 code for a protein of 107 amino acids. Lineage: Eukaryota; Fungi; Ascomycota; Sordariomycetes; Hypocreales; Nectriaceae. The transcript has a single exon.
AUGGCAUGUACCGCGCCUUUCUUGCUUUCAGGGGAUGCUCAUAUCAACAAUGAAUUGACAGCAGAGGGUUCAGAGAAUGGGCACUCGGAAUUGCGAAAACCUUCCACUAGAAAGGUUGCCCGAAAGCGCAAGGCCACUGACUGUCAGAGCAACGCAAAGAAGCAGAAGUCCAUUGAUUGGGAGUUCGGCAUGUUCGAUGACAUGUUCUACAAGGGGGAUGGAUCUACCUCUGAUGAUAUUCCCAACAAAGGCAAGAGUGGACCUGGAACUGCGAAAAAGCUGAUUAAAAAGCCAAGAACGACAGUGACGAUUUUGAUACACUGA